Molecule: messenger RNA, 726 nt
Organism: Onthophagus taurus
Lineage: Eukaryota; Metazoa; Arthropoda; Insecta; Coleoptera; Scarabaeidae
Source: RefSeq, a predicted model, not a curated record
AUGUAUGGAUUGAAUUCGGUAAAAUCUUGUGGUGGAUCGCUUAUAAGUCCGAAUGCCGUGCUAACCGCCGCUCAUUGUUGCUACAAAGGGAUUAAUGUGACCGCUUAUAGCAAUUUAAAAAAAGGAGGUUGGACGUAUGACCAACAAAAAUUUAGUUCAAAAAUCAUCAUCCACCCGCUAUUUAGAUCGUUUGCUGGAGGAAUUUUGUUUGAUGUCUGCGUUAUACUCUUCGAUGAACCUUUCGAAAUAACGAACACAACAAAAGUUGUCCAAUUAGGCGGUAGCGAUGUGUUUAAUGAGUUAUUAACCGGCGAUAAAACCGUCUAUAUAGCAGGAUAUGGUCGCAACGAAUAUCAAUGCAAUAACUCCGAACGAAUUCCACACGAAAAAUGGAAUUUGCAAUGCGCAGAAACCAACGUUGUCACUCAAUCGGGGUGUUAUUCAAUUUUAUAUCAAAAUAGUGCGGCGAGAUACUUUAAUGAUGAACUGAUAUUUUGUUCGAUACCUAGUGAAAGCCAAGGAAUCGAUUCUAAAGGUGAUAGUGGCGGUCCGGUUAUAUAUGAACGAAGAGUUCAAGUGGGAAUUAUUUCUUGGGGUUUAGGACCGUGUUCAAGAAAUUUAUCCGUUUAUUGUAGAGUAGAUGCUAAUCGAUAUUUUAUAGAAAGAGCGGCUAGUAGUGUAUUAAUGAACGGAAAGUUAAUUGUUUUUAAAAUGUAUGAUGUGUAG